GUAAGUUUAACCACUGACCCCUUUAAUUAAUAACUGGAUUCCUAGCAUGAAUGGAUAAUGAAGUAGAAUAGAAAAUUUUAAAAAUUUAAUAAAGAUAAACAACAAAGAUAAAUGAAGGAUUUGAGGGUGAGUUCAGAAUCUGCCUUGGCUGACUUCCAUAUGAUGAACUGUAAAGGUGGAUAACUACCACUCAAAAUCUCUGGCAUCUACCUUGUCCUAAUUUGAACUGUGUGAUGUGGUGGAGAGAAUACUAAUUUAAGAAUCAGAAGUCUUAAUUACAGAUCAGCUUAACUAUUUUCCCUUAAAUCGCCAUCGGGAAUCCUUUUUUUGCCAUUAUGUCAUCAUAGUUAACUUAAUUCCUGAGGUGGCCCUCUUGUUUGGUUUCUCAGAAAAAAGAGGAAGGAUAGUUACUGUUUGAUCGAUUACUAGAGGUUCAGUUGGGACAAUGUAUUUUAAACUUAGAGCAUUUGAAUAUAUUUUACUGUAAAGACAAGAAGGACAAAAAGGGUGAUUAGGGAAACAGAAAAUCUCAAGCUAGAGAUUUUUUUUUUUUUUUAUUUGAGAUGGAGUCUCGCUCUGUCACCCAGGCUGGAGUGCAGUGGCGCGACCUCGGUUCACUGCAAGCUCUGCCUCCGGGGUUCACGCUAUUUCCUUGCCUCAGCCUCCCGAGUAGCUGGGACUACAGGCGCCCGGCUAAUUUUUUGUAUUUUUUUAGUAGAGACAGGGUUUCACUGUGUUAACCAGGAUGGUCUCUAUCUCCUGACCUCGUGAUCCGCCUGCUUUGGCCUCUUUUUAUCUUUUUCUUUACUGUAAGAGCCAGGAAAUUCAGUGUCAUGCAGUGGGAUAAAAGUUAGGCAUUAGAACAAAUAAAAAAGGAGAUGGGAACUUGUCUGGGUGAAGUUAGUCCUCCCAAUGAAGUGAUUCAGACCACCUUCCCUGCAUGCUAGGGGUUUUGCCAGACAUCCUUCAUUUUGGUCUGGGGCAGGAAGAACAGUGUGCUGCUGUGAAAUGUUAAACCAUUGAGGUUUGACAGUGUGACCCGAAGGUUUGAAGGUGUGACUAGAAGCUGUGUGCUAAGUUUCUAGCUAACAGUAUGGUCAGAAAGGAGUGAGUAAAAUGUGUGGUUUCCCAAAUAAAAAAGGCUUUUGCAGGAAGGGAGCCAGAAAAUAAGCAAAUUAAUACUUCAUAUAUUCAUAUUUGUGUGUAAUGUGCAUGUUUUGCACAAAAGUGAAUUUGGAAGACAAAGUACCAGAGCAUUCAAAACUCUUCGUAUUUCUCUUCUUUCUGUUUUAUUAACUGGUUGUGAUAAAGUUUAAUACUUCCAACUUUGUGCCUCUGUAAUCAAAAGGCCAGGGAGGGAGUUUCAAUCUCAUUUGAAGUUACUGUUAUCUUCUAGUGCUUGUUGUGUUAUCCUUUAAAAGAGAAAUUUGCCUUUUCCAGCAAUUCAGAGCUUGGUAAUAAAGAGAAAACAGAAGGAGCAGCUAGAAAAUUUGGCUUUCCCAUCGUCAGUUUCAUUCUGCCUCUUUUCAAAACUAUGAACAAAUCUAGAUUUUAUAGUCAGUUCCUUUUAACUUGAUCCACUUUGUUCAUCAAGUGCACUUGGAGGCAUCUUGCCUCUUAUGUGUGCUGCAGUUUCAAUGAUGAAUAAGACAGACUUGUGGACUUUAUAUUAUGAUAGAGGAGACAAUAUGUAAAAGGUAUAAAAAAUUGUGCUCUGCACUUGUCUAGUCUCCAUCCUGAGAACUAUUCACCUUCUCCCCAGCUAUGUGGAUGUAAAUCAAAACAGAAAAAUGCCUCAAUGUAACCAGUAUCUAUCUGAAUGGGGCAGUAAGAUAUGCAGCCACGGAAUGGUUUCUCUAGAGUGAUGGUGGCACUGGCACUCCAAGCCUCAUGGCAGGAUAGAGAACCUGGCUCAGUAUGAUGUCAGGAUUUCUGCACUGCAGUCCUGGUGUUUCCCCAUUAGAACCUUAGGGGAAGAUAAACAAACAAGAAAACAGUUACUUAUUUUGAAGUGUAAGAAAUCCUGUCUGUAGUGCUAACAUUUAAUUAGUCCUAGCCUAUGAAGCGUGUGAUACUUUUAUUGAACCUAUGAGAAAAGUGAGGCUUGAGGAUUUGGUUGACUUGUUCAAAUUUUUAUAGAUAAGAACGAUUUGAAUCUUGGACUUCAAGUAACAAUUUUUAACAUUUUAUGAGAGCCCACCAUAUAUAUGCCAGGUUGUAGUUAGGCACUUUGAGAUGGAUCUUAUCUCAUUUAACCCUCAUAGCAACCUUGGAUGGCAAAAAAUAUCACUAUUUUACUGUGGUGAAUACAAGACUUAGAGAAUUAACUUGCCUGAAGUCACACAUGGGAGCUAGGGGCUAGCAUUUCAAGCCAGAUUUGCCUGGUUCCAGGAUUCAUGCUUUGUGGCAAGAGCCUUGUUGGAAGCCUGGGUCCUUCUGAAUUCACGGUUCAUUGUGCUCUGUCUUCAGUCAGGCCUGAUUUUAAACAGGAAUGAAGAAUUAGCAAUAAUGUUUCCUUAUGCAAGUCAAUGAACUUCUUCACUUUAGUUUCCUCAUUUGUAAAAUGGAGACAAUAAUAAAUACUUGUCAAUGUUGGGAGGUUUUAAUAUGUUUAUAUGCACAAGAGGUACUCCAAUACGUGACAGUAUCUCUGUCACCUUUUCAACAUCUGCUAUUAAUACACCCCAGCUCCUGCCCCCGUCACCCACUUCCUAUCUUCUCUUACAGAACUAACUUUAUUAUUUUGACAUUGAGAUAAAGGGAUACAGACCAUCUUUACUCUGAUUUGGGAUUGACAAAGCCAAUCCAGGAUGGAGGGAAAGAAGAAAAUGCCCAGCAGCAAGUAUUCCUGAAGUGUCCAGGCUCCACGCAUGAAACUUUGCCUACAUUAUUGAGUAAAAUUAGCCUCUGGGAGACGUUUCAUCUGACCGCCUGCGCAUGAUGAUGUGGCCGACCUCACAGACUACAUGUCCCUGUAUCAGCAAUUUCCCCUGCUGUUCUUUGCCUCUAUCCCACACUCCUUAUUAACCACUAUCACCUAAUUUGAAGAACAAUUUAAAUUGGUUUCCUAGAACUGUAAUCAGAAGAUUGAAAAAGACUGAAUCCAAUAAAAGCGAAAGUCAAUGAGAGAUCUGAGUACAUUCUGGCAGGGUCUGCCUCAUGGUAGAGUGAUAAAAAUGAAUUUUUUUAAGUCUUCAAUAUAGGUGAAAAUGUGAGGCCUUGCUGGAAGGUUUUAGGGGCAGAUUUAUGAAGUGAGAUUUCGUGGGCAAAACUCAAGUAGAGAGAUAAUUUGCCAGCAUCUUUUUCUUAAAAAAUCAAAUGUGAACAUUUUCACACAACUGAUGGAACAUCAAUGGGGACAUCUUUUCUGGAGGGCAUUUGGUGAUAUAGAUUAGAGUUCUUUAAAUACAUAUACCCUUUGACAUAUAAUUUUAUGCUUAAAAAGUUUCCCUAACAAAAUAUUCAAAAGUACAGACCAAAUACAUUUUACAGUGGCAAAAAAUUGAAACCAAUUUAAGUAUCCAACAGUAGGGGAUUGCCUAAAUAAAUGGUGGCUUAUCCCCGUGAGUAAUAUUUUUAAAAUAACAUUUCAGAUGAAUUUCUUUAAAAUAAUGGAAUACAUAUUAUUUAUUAGAAAAUAAUAAAUCAAAAAUACUGUGUAAGGAAUGAUACCAACCUUGAUAGUAAACACAACAUUCAGAGAAAAAAAACUGGAAGAAUAUAUGCCACAAUUUUAUAGUGGAAUUACAGAUGUUUUAAAGUAAUUUAAAAAAUACAUUUACCUGAAAUAUAGAUAGAAAAAGGAACUUUUAAAAAAUAGUGACAUAUAGGAGAACAUUUCUAACAGACACUAUUAUUUAAACUAAGAGCUAAAUAGUUUAAUCAUUACAUUUCUUUUAUAUGUCUAUAUUUUUAUACAUAGACAUUUUAGUCAUCUCUUUUAUCAGCAGUUUCUCUAAAGUAUGUUAGUUUUUUGUUAAUGAUAUUAGUUUUAUUUUCUCCAAAGAUGUGUACAAAAUUUGAUCUUUUCAGCCCUCAAAUACUGAUUUUGAACAUUAUUUUGCAAAGAGUACUAAGUGGUUGGUUAGUUGAGAUAGAGGAAUAUACAGCUCUUGACCAUCUUUCCUUUCCCGUCAGUACCAGCUUUCAUCAUACAAUUUCCUCUUAUCACUUUGGUCAAGAGGUGGGGCAGAAAAUUUAGAGUUAGAGUAUCAUUUGAAGACAAUUUAUUUCUGCCUUUCAUGUUAUAGCCGCUAAGGGAUCUAGGACUGGAAAGGCCAGCUUCUCCCUCAUUUUGAAAUCAGUUUUAUCCACCUGCACCACUGCAUAGCACAGAUACAGGUAAUAUCGGCUUUUAUUUUCUCAGAUCUUUCUACCAGAUUAUCCUUAGUCUUACUAAUUCUAGAAAUAUGGCAUUUAAUUACAAAUGACUUAGCAUUAUAACAGGAAUGAUAGGAAAGCAUUCACUACGGAUUAUAUUAGAGCUGCAUUACUCUGAAGGAUAUUGUAGUUCAGUAUUAACAAAAAGUUACGUUCUCUUUCUCAAUAUGCUAUGAUUUUUGCUUUGUUAUCAAAAUAAAGAAUAGAGAUUUGAGGGGUUAAUUACUUUUUACUUAAGUCUAAUGAUUUACAUAUUUUAUCCAUCUUGGAUGACUCUAUAAUAGAAAAUACUUCUUUUUCUUAGGAAAUUAGGGAAAAUGUGACUAGGUUAGAAAAUUUUGUAAAUUAAAAAAAUUUAGAAAAGAAUAUCGUUACAUGUGCAAUUUGUUUUUUCAUAUUUCUCGUUUCUUGGAUAUCAUCUUUUUAUAUUGACUAACAUAAGAAGUAAAUUUUAGGUAUUUACUAUUUAAUUAUUCUUUUCUAUAAUGACAUUCAUUAAUAAAUUGAAUCUUUUAUGGACAUUAAUGACUGCCUGUUGACAACUUUUAUUUUCACAUAGGCUUCUCUGGCAAUAUAUUGGAAGAUUAUUUCUAAAGUUUUAAUGUACAUGGAAUCAUUUGAGAUUAUAAAUACAUUUAUCUGGGCUCCAACCGAAGUGAUUUUUAUUUAGUACAUCUUGCAAAAGGCACUGAAUCUGGAAUGUUAACCAAUUUGCAGUAUUAACCCUCAAGUAAUUCUUUUGUAGAGGGUAUAUGUGAUACAUUUUGGAAAGCACUCUGGUAGAGUCAAGUAUAGUUGAAAAGAAUGCAAGAACUUUGUUGCAUUUAUAUGUGUAUUAGAAUAAAUGUAAGUUUUUAAAAGCCGAGAUAUUUUUAUUUUUUUAGAAUUUAGAUUUUUUGUUUGUUGAACUGAUAGUUUUAAAGUGUUUCAGUGAUUUACGGUGGUAUCAAUUUUACCUAACAUUUGUAUAUGUAUGUUGAAUAUUUUGAGCAAAAUUGGCUGGAUGAAUAGAACAAUAAUCUACUGGUAGAUUUUUGUUCUCAUCAUUUCUGUAUUUUCUAAUUAUCAUGGCUGUGAUCACUAGAAGUAUAAAUGACUUUAACAAAAAUAUUGAAAGAUUUUUCGUGUCUUCUAUAAGUGAGGCUCACUCUACAUGCUUUAGGCACUUAGUUAAACACACACCAACAGACACACACACAGACACACAUACAUCUCUCAGCAUCAAAUCCUGGUGUGUUCCUAUUGGCUGACAUUUUAAUUUUUCUUUCAACAGAAACCAUCCUAUUGCAGGAUUUGAAUGCAAAACUUAUCUUCUGACUCUAAAGAUGAAUGAUCAGGGAGAGACUUAUGCAACCCUGAGAUUUUCGCAGUCUCCGUCAGAGUCACAGAAUAGAUUAAGGCCUGAUGAUACUCAAAGGCCUGGGAAAACUGAUGACAAAGAAUUUUCAGUGCCCUGGCGUCUCAUUGCAGUGACUCUUGGGAUCCUCUGUUUACUUCUUCUGAUGAUAGUCACAGUGUUGGUGACAAAAAUCUUUCAGUGUAUUCAAGAAAAACAUCAGCAGCAGGAAAUUCUAAGAAACUGUAGUGAAAAGUACAUCAUGCAAAAUGACAACUACUUAAAAGAGCAGCUUUUGACAAAUAAGACUUUAAACUAUGACAUUCUCAAAAAUGACAGCUUUCAGCAGAAAAAGGAACUGGAUUCACUCCUUAUACAAAAGAACAGAUGUCGUAGAGAAAAUGAGAUCAUUUUUAAUGAGAUCCUUUUAAAAGUUUUGCAAAAUACAGGCAAAUUCUCUGAAGACCACUGGUCCUGUUGUGGAGUAAACUGUUAUUAUUUUACCAUGCAGAAGAAAGACUGGAAGGGAUGUAAACAGAUUUGUCAACAUUGUAGAUCAUCCCUUUUGAAGAUAGAUGACACAGAUGAACUGGCCUUCAUUCAAUCUCAGAUUUAUGAAAAUAAUUACUGGAUUGGAUUAUCAUAUGAUGAAAGGGAAAGUAAGUGGAAAUGGAUUGGUAAUGGCACAUCUCCUGGAAUUAAUUCUACAAUAAUGCAUUUUUCUUCUGGGAGAGGAGAAUGUGCAUUUUUGACCUCAACAAGAAUGGCAACUAUUGAUUGCAUUCAAACGUACAAUUGUAUAUGUGAGAAGAGAACUGACUCUAUUUUCUCUGAUUCAGUGUGCACUAAGAAGAAAAGGUGAAAAAGGAAUGUUUUCUUUUUUUGUUUCCUAUAAUAAUUUGUGAUUAUAAAUCAUUGCUUUUAACUGCAGGACUUAGUUAAUUCUUCAAACAAUAAAGAUGAACAGGAAAAAAAAAUUAUUUUGAACUAUGACUUUAAAGAUCAGAUGCCAUCUUUCUUCCUGGAGAAGAGGAGAUUUUCUCUUUUGAGAGUGGUUGCUCCUUCCUUUAAUGUCCCUGAAGAAUUAUUCAUUCUUUCUAAUUCUCGGAACUACCUAUACAACCAGUUAGAGAACUCUGAUAUUAUAUCCUGGGUCUUUUUCUUAUCAAUAGGAUAAAUCAUUCCAACAUCUUCUGGUUUUGAUAGCAGUUGUGAACUAGAAUGUAGUCAUUUUCUUCCCAUCUAGAAGUUACCUCAUUUUUUAAAACAUUUGUUUUGCUUCAAAAUAUAACUUCAAACUUACUGAAAGUUGCAAGCAUAGUACAAGGAACUUCUAUAUAACCUUUACUCAUACUUACUAGUUGUUUAUAUUUUGCUCUGCUCUAUAUUUCUCUCUCUCUUUCUAUCUUCCACUUAAUAAUAAAUUGAGGACUUCAUGUCCCUUUGUCUAAAUAUUUUUCAAGAUCAAGGGCUUUGUUUUAUAUAAUCACAGUGCAAUUAUCAAAUUCAGGAAAUUUAGCAUUAGUACAGUACUAUGAUCUAAUCUGUAAUCCAUGUUCAAAUUUUGUCAAUUGUCCCAAUAAUGCCAUUUAUACGUAUUUCUUAAAAAUCCAUGUUCAGGAUAAUGCAAUGCAUUUGAUUGUAAUGUCUCUUUAGUCUCCUUUAAUCUGAAACAGUUCUUUAGGCUUUUUCUUGACCUUGACAUUUUAAAAAUUAACUUUAUUGAGUUAUACUUUUCAUGCAAUAAAAUGCACUCACUUUAAGUCAUGAGGAAUAUGGGUUUUAACAUAUAUAUGUAUAUACACACACACACACACACAUAUAUAUCUUACACAGUAUGAAAUCAAGAUAUAGAAUACUUUCAUCAUCUCUAAAAGUUCCUUUCUGCCCUUCGCCACCCACUUUGCCCCAGGCAACCAGUGAUAUGCUUUCUAUCUGCAGAUUAGUUUACCCUAGUCUAGAAUUUAAUGCAUCAUGUACUCUUCUGUAUCUGGCUUAUUUUCACUCAGCAUGUUUUUGAAUUUUAUCUAUAUUUUGUGUAUCAGUAUUUCGUUCUUUUUCUUACUAGGUAGUAUUCUAUUGUACACAUAUACCACAGUUUGUUUCUUCAUUCACCUGUGGACAUUUGAUGUGUUUCCAGUUUUUGGCUAUUGUGAAUAAAGGUGCCAUGAACAUUUGUGUGCAAGUA
Molecule: messenger RNA, 7904 nt
Organism: Symphalangus syndactylus (siamang)
Lineage: Eukaryota; Metazoa; Chordata; Mammalia; Primates; Hylobatidae
Product: killer cell lectin-like receptor 2
Source: RefSeq, a predicted model, not a curated record